Molecule: messenger RNA, 273 nt
Organism: Dacryopinax primogenitus
Lineage: Eukaryota; Fungi; Basidiomycota; Dacrymycetes; Dacrymycetales; Dacrymycetaceae
Exons: 3
Coding region: 1-273 (90 amino acids)
Source: RefSeq, a predicted model, not a curated record
AUGUCGCCAAUUCCGACCCACGUAUCAGAGAUGUGGGAGUACUUGAAGCUUCCAGGCGGGACUGGGAGCCGCAUGAUGCAAGUGAUGGGUAUUUCUUCGGACGGGUACGUUUACGCGUACAAUAUCGAUCUUGAGAACGGGGACUCGGGUGACGAUAAUGCCGGAGAACAGCGGGACGUGGAGAGGGGGAUAGGAAACGGAGGCAGCGUUCUUUCCUAUGAUGACUGGAAUAUCCGUGGAUAUCUAGCGCCGAAGGCGUGUACACUAUUAUGA